AUGGGGGAUUCCCAAAAGAGUAAGGAAAAGGGUCCAUACAAUCUGUGGGGACCAGAUGAGACACAAGUGCUAGUAGAGCUACUUGUUGAUGCAGUUCACCGAAACUGGCGUGACAAUAGCGGUAACUUUAGCAAGCUAACGGUGGAGCAAAAGAUUCUACCAGUUCUCAAUGAAAGACUUGGAUGCCAAAAAAAUCACAAUCAGUAUCUAAGUAGAUGGAAGUACUUGAGAACCCUAUACCAAAAUUAUUUAGACCUUCAACGCUUUAAUUCUGGAUUUGGAUGGGAUCUUGAAAUGAAAAGGUUUACCGCUCCGGAUGAAGUGUGGGAUGAGUAUUUAAAGAAACAUCCUAAACAUAAACAUCUACGACAUGAGUCAAAUGAACAAUUUGAGGAUCUUCAACUCAUAUUUGGAUGUGGCUUAGCUACUAGUGGUUCCGCAAUUGGAAUGGGUGAAACCACUGAUGCUCGAACCUUUAGAAGUGGGGGGAGUAAAAGAGUGAAAGAUAACAAAAUUGAUGAUGAAGUUUUUGAACUAUCAUCUCAAGAGCCAGCUGCAUCGCCAGAAUGUGAUACGCCACCCUUUCCAGGCACAAAUCCAAAAGGACGGGUAGAAAAACUUCGUCCAAGGAAGAGGUCUAGAACCUUAGCUACUAGCAAUGCAGAUAAACUGAAAACUGAUGAGGAGGAUCCUAUGAUCAUAGUUAGAAAGCGUUUGUAUAUCAUGGAGCACACAAUUUUGAGAGAGGAUGAAUUUCAACUUGAAGAUGACGAAUCGGAAAUGGACGUUUUGCUAUUACUACUAGAAAAUACGACCAGAGCUUACUUUAUGAAUAGACGUAUUGAGCGUCCGAUGCGUAAGCCUAUCACAAGAAUUGGCUACAUUUACAUCCAGAAAGCUCUUAAGGAAGAUCAGGAACACUUUCGACAGGAUUGCGUUGGAGCUAUCGACGGUACACACAUUCAUGCAACAGUGCCUGCUUCUGAUGCACCAAGCUAUCGUAAUCGGAAAGGAUAUACAUCACAAAAUGUUCUUGUUGCUUGUAACUUUGAUCUAGAAUUCAUAUAUGUCCUUAGUGGAUGGGAAGGUACAGCUCACAAUUCAAAAGUAUUAAAUGAUGCUCUAACAAGAAGUACGAGCAAGCUACCUGUUCCCGAAGGAAAAUAUUACCUAGUUGAUUGUGGAUUUGCAAUUCGGCGCAACUUUUUAGCUCCAUACAGAGGUACAAAGUAUCAUCUACAAGACUUUAGAGGUCAAGGUUGUGACCCUAGUAAUCAAAAUGAGUUAUUCAACUUGCGGCAUGCAUCUUCAAAUCCCGUUUUUAAGGUACAAGCAGAACUCGUAUUAGCUUGUGCUGGAUUACAUAAUUUUCUUCGUAGAGAAUGUCGGUCCGAUGAGUUUCUUCCCGAAGAAUACAGUGAGAACAUCGAAGAAAACAAUGAGAAUAACGAAGAAAACACUUACGAGGAAAAUGGAGAUAUGGGAAUUCUCCAAUCUCAGCAAAGAGAAUAUGCUAAUAAUUGGAGAGACACAAUAGCUGCUAAUAUGUGGGCCGAAGCUACAGGAACCGGGAGCCAUCCAUGA
Arabidopsis lyrata subsp. lyrata is the source of this 1584-nucleotide messenger RNA. RefSeq lists its product as uncharacterized. The coding region runs from base 1 to 1584 and encodes 527 amino acids. The transcript is spliced from 5 exons. NCBI's taxonomy places the organism in Eukaryota, Viridiplantae, Streptophyta, Magnoliopsida, Brassicales, Brassicaceae. The record is from RefSeq and is a predicted model, not a curated record.